CAUAACGGCUUCAGUCAGUCUAUAUAUAGAACCCCCUCAGUCUCUCUCUCUCUCCCCGUCGCUCUUCCCCCCCCCCCCUCUCUCUCUCUCUCUCUCUGAAAUUUAAAUGGUUGCGUGAAGAAGAAGCUUGGGAUAUUGGUGCUUUUCUUGAGUUUGCUCGCUUGUCGGAAUUAAUGGGGAAGAGAGAUCAGCAGAAGGAGAGAGAGAAGGUGUUGGCGGUGCUCGAGCUUCUCAGAAAACAAGCUCCUCUCACUGUAAAACAGGAGAAAUUCUGCAACAGCGCUUGUGUGGAGAGGUUCCUGAAAGCGAAGGGGGAUAGCGUGAAGAAGGCUGCGAGGCAAUUGAGAGCCUGCCUUUCUUGGAGAGAGAGCAUUGGCACAGAGAAUUUGAUAGCUGACGAGUUCUCUGCUGAGCUUGCCGAAGGCGUCGCUUAUGUAGCGGGUCAUGAUGAGGAAUCCAGACCUGUGAUGAUUUUCCGGAUCAAGCAAGAUUACCAGAAGUUCCAUUCACAGAAGCUGUUUACUCGUUUGCUGGUUUUCACACUAGAAGUCGCCAUUGGAACCAUGCCUAGAAAUGUCGAACAGUUCGUUCUCCUCUUCGAUGCAAGCUUUUUCAGAUCUGCGUCAGCGUUUAUGAAUUUAUUGCUGGCAGCUUUGAAGAUUGUGGCGGAGUACUACCCUGGGCGGCUUUACAAAGCCUUCAUAAUCGAUCCACCCUCACUCUUUUCCUAUAUCUGGAAGGGUGUUCGUCCAUUCCUGGAGCUUUCAGUGGCGACCAUGGUCGUCUCCUCCCUCGACUUCGAAGACACGCUGGAAUUCAACGACUUCUACACCCACCCCCGAGCCUCCUCCCUACGAUUCAACCCUUCCUCCGUCCCAUCAACGGCCAAGAUCGGAUCAUGCUCCUCCUCCCGCUUCACCUUCACUGUUUCCCACCACUUUGACUCCCUCAAGCCCUGGUACCUCAGUUUCACCGACACGUCAUCCUCCAAGGUGGGACCCACCAGCCCCUCUCCUUCCCUCCUGGGCCCCGCCCUCAUCUCCCCCCUCAACGCACGGUCCCUCUCUUUCGCAUCGCCGGCCGCCAGAGCACCCCCCGGCGGCAGGCCCGCCGCGAAGAAAGCCCUCUUUGCGUCGACCCCGCUGCCCGAGAGGACCCAACCGAGAACGCCGCGACCGUCGUUCCUCCAGUCGCCGGCCGUGUUCUUCCGGAGGGAGUGCAACGUCAGCAGGACGGAGAGGUCCCGUGAGGCGUUCCUGCCGUUUUUGAAAUUCUACAGGAGGCCGUACAACGAGAUGACCUACAGGUCAAAGAUGAGGGCCCCGCUCGGUGGUCUCGUCUCCAUCGUCUCUUCCCAGCUCUCCCGUCGCCACGUGUCGCUAUCUCAGCGGUUUUGAUCGAAACGCAGUACAUAUAUAUAUAUAUAUAUAUAUAUAUAUCACGAUUAAAUCACUACAAAUAAUGGAUAUAAUAAAUAUAAUAUUUAUCUUUCCUGUUCAAAUUUGAAAACAA
Molecule: messenger RNA, 1512 nt
Organism: Malania oleifera
Lineage: Eukaryota; Viridiplantae; Streptophyta; Magnoliopsida; Santalales; Ximeniaceae
Exons: 7
Coding region: 174-1397 (407 amino acids)
Source: RefSeq, a predicted model, not a curated record